Molecule: messenger RNA, 801 nt
Organism: Columba livia (rock pigeon)
Lineage: Eukaryota; Metazoa; Chordata; Aves; Columbiformes; Columbidae
Gene: RPL19
Product: ribosomal protein L19
Exons: 6
Coding region: 145-735 (196 amino acids)
Biological process (GO): translation
Cellular component (GO): ribosome; cytosolic large ribosomal subunit
Molecular function (GO): RNA binding; structural constituent of ribosome
Source: RefSeq, a predicted model, not a curated record
CUCUUUUAUCCCUGCGCUUCGGGCUCUCCCCGAGCUCGCGGGAACGGAGCGGGGCGGGCGCGGGGUGGUACGUGCCACUCCCCGCGGCGCCGGCUGUGGGCGCGGCCGGUGCCGCCGUCUCUUCCGCUCAGCGCGGCCGCCGCCAUGAGUAUGCUGCGGCUCCAGAAGCGGCUGGCGUCCAGCGUGCUGCGCUGCGGCAAGAAGAAGGUCUGGCUGGACCCCAACGAGACCAACGAGAUCGCCAACGCCAACUCGCGCCAGCAGAUCAGGAAGCUGAUCAAAGAUGGGCUGAUCAUCCGCAAACCCGUGACCGUUCACUCCCGCGCCCGCUGCAGGAAGAACACCUUGGCCCGCCGCAAGGGCCGCCACAUGGGCAUCGGUAAGAGGAAGGGUACGGCCAACGCUCGCAUGCCCGAGAAGGUCACCUGGAUGAGGAGGAUGCGGAUCCUGAGGCGCCUGCUCCGCAGAUACAGGGAGUCCAAGAAGAUUGACCGCCACAUGUAUCACAGCCUGUACCUGAAGGUGAAGGGGAACGUCUUCAAGAACAAGCGGAUCCUGAUGGAGCACAUCCACAAGCUCAAGGCAGACAAAGCGCGCAAGAAGCUCUUGGCCGACCAGGCCGAGGCUCGCCGGUCCAAGACCAAGGAGGCGCGGAAGCGCCGCGAGGAGCGGCUGCAGGCCAAGAAGGAGGAGAUCAUCAAGACCCUCUCCAAGGAGGAGGAGGCCAAGAAGUAAACGCUGUCUGUCUUGUGUACAUAGUGCUUUACACCCGCGAGCGUCAAUAAAACGCUGCCUCCGAGA